This is a messenger RNA of Quercus lobata, 4279 nucleotides long. Its product is annotated as hsp70-Hsp90 organizing protein 3-like. The transcript is spliced from 6 exons. Gene Ontology annotation, molecular function: Hsp90 protein binding; DNA-binding transcription factor activity; sequence-specific DNA binding. Gene Ontology annotation, biological process: regulation of DNA-templated transcription. The record is from RefSeq and is a predicted model, not a curated record. Lineage: Eukaryota; Viridiplantae; Streptophyta; Magnoliopsida; Fagales; Fagaceae. The coding region runs from base 78 to 2552 and encodes 824 amino acids.
CAAACAGUUAUAGAAAGCGAAAGAGAAAAAAAUUUAAUUCAAAAUUCUCAAUUUAUUCUCUGUGUGAAAUCAUCUUGAUGAGGAUUUAUCAAGUCACUGCCGAAGAAGCCGAAGUCAUUUCCUACUUUCUGUUCGGCGGCAUAUAUGCGAAAGCCAACAAGCCUCACUCGUUCCGCGGCACUCAAAUUCAAUCUCAUGCCUUGGCUGAACAAGCCAAAGCCAAUGCCUACGCGGCCUUCUCCUCCGGCGACUUCUCCACCGCCGUCCGCCACUUCUCGACGGCGAUGUCAGUUGGUCCCUCCAACUACCUCCUUUACUCAAACCGCUCCGCCGCCUACGCUCGCCUCCACCAGUACUCCGAAGCCUUGGCCGACGCCGAGAAAGCAGUCAAGCUCAAGCCUGAUUGGUCCAGAGGCUAUUGCCGGCUCGGCGCGGCUCACCUCGGCUUGGGCCAGCUCGAUGAAGCCGUAACGGCUUAUAACAAAGGGCUCGAGUUCGACCCCUGCGAUGAGGGGCUCAAAGCCGGAUUAGUGAAUUGUUAUGAGAAAAUGAAUGAUGAUUCAAAUGAUGGGUACAAGUGGCGUAUAUAUGGGCAGAAGCAUGUUAAGGGCAGUAACUAUACACGAAGCUACUACAAAUGUGCUUAUCCGACUUGUCCUGUUAAAAAAAAGGUUGAGCGUUCACCUGCAGGACACAUAACUGAAACUAUCUACAAAGGCUCUCAUAAUCAUCCAAAAUCUGCAGAAGAAAGUAGUAGUGACAGUGAGGAUCAAGGAUCAUCAUGCGUUUGUGAGUUAACUGGAUCAAGCGAUAGUGAGAAUGAAGGUGCUGCAGAAACCAGAGAAGAAGAGAGGGUUGGUGAUGGUGAUGAGCCAAAUCUAAAGAAAAGGAUGACAUAUGCUGUAACAGAACCAAAAAUCACCAAGCAAACAAGAAGUGAAGUACGUGGGAGCAAUGGCAAUCCUCGUCAAGCUAGUUUAGUCUUAUCUUCCUUCAAAGGCAUGUUGUCGUGGCCUAAAAUGUGGCACAAGCUCACAGUGAAUCCAACCACCCAGGCCUACCUUCAAAAUAACGAUUUUGUGAGGAUGAUGCAUGAGCUCCAUAAUAACUAUCUUAAGGACAAGAGGGUUAUACAAGCGCUUGGGGUUUUGUUGAACAUCAACAUCUGGACACCUACUUCUGUGGAUGCAGAGAUUCCUCAGUCUUCGUCUUUGCUGUCACUGCAGCCGGAGAGGAAGAAAAGCGCACAGAUUGAGCUGGCGAAGGAACUGGAUCUGAUGGAGUUGACAGCAGAUGAGGGGAUGGAUAGGGAGUCGCAGGCAUGUAAGGAACAGGAAAUGGGCAAUGCAGCAUACACUAAGAAUGAUUUCGAUACUGCAAUUGCGCAUUAUACUAAGGUGAUGGAGUUGGAUGAUGGGAACAUUUCGUGUCUCAUGAAUCGGGCUGUUGCUUAUCUGGCAAUAGGACAGUAUGAUGAAUGUAUUAAAGAUUGUGAUGAGGUUGUUGAAAGGGGAAGACAACUUAAAUCAGGCUCUAAGAUGAUUGCAAUAACUUUGAAUAGGAAAGGAAUUGCCUUGGUGAAAAUGGCAAAACACUCAAAGGACUAUGAACCUGCUAUUGAGACCUUCCAAAAAGCUCUCUCAGAGCAUUGCAUCCCAGGAACAUUGAAGAAACUAAAUGAUGCUGAACAAGCAAAGAGGGAACUAGAGCAGCAAGAAUAUUUUGAUACAAAAUUAGCUGAUGAGGAACAUGAGAAAGAUGUGGAGGUGGUUGCUUUGUCUCCAAAGACUCAAUUGGCGAUGAAUGAAUUUGUUUGUGAAAUUUGCAAGAAAGGGUUUAAGAGGGAACCGAAUCUGCAACUUCAUUGGCGAGGUCACAAUCUUUCUUGGAAGCCAAGUCAGGGCUUAGUCUCUACAGUUGAUUCAUCGCCGCCAAUGCCAGCACCUGCUCAAGCUGAAGCUCGACUAGCUCCUCCACAGUCAACUGGUGUAAUAUCCUUGGUUUUGCCAAUCAAGAGUCCAGAAGAAACAAGUGAAAAUGAAAUAGCGUCAGAGCAUCAUGGUAUGGAGAUUGAUAUUGAAGAAGUUAAGAUGACUGAUUCAAGUGAACAAAAGAAAUUUGAAAUUGAAGAAAUGGGUAAUGACGCUUCACAAACAAGACAACCAGAUGUUAUACAGGUUGAGAAUAUGCAACUGCAAGCAUCAAGUACUCUGAAACCUCAAAGAGUGUUGUUUGAUAUCAAUGCAGUAAAUAUCCUUAAAUCUAGUGGGCUGAUACAAUCUCAGAUUGAAGACGUUGAGAUGAAAUCUGAAGCAAGUGAGCAACGUGGAUUUUUUCUUAUGCAGAGUGGUUUAGGAUUAACUAUGCCGCCAAAGGAUGAGGAUUGGAAGAACGCCAAAGAGAUUUACUUGAUGGACAACGAGUUGUCCAUUUUACCUGAGAAUCCAAGGUGUCCCAAUCUGUCAGCUCUGUUCCUUCCCAGAAACUACAAAUUGAGAAUGAUUCCUCCGUCAUUUUCUGAUCACAUGCCAGCCCUUCAAAUCCUGAACUGAUUCAGGACUAGUAUCAAGUCAUUGCCUGAUUCCAUUAUCAAAUUGGUAAGCCUCAAAAGACUGUUUCUAAAUAAUUGUCAUCGUCUCAUGACGUUGUCGCCAAAAGUUGGAGAUCUCAAGCAACUUGAGGUUAUUGAUCUUGAAGGGGCAAAGAUUAUGGAUUUACCUAUGGAGAUUAAGGAGUUAACUAAUCUGAAAUGCUUGGAAGUUUCAUUUUAUGGAUAUAUUAGUAAUGGCAAGAAAGUCAUGCAAUCAAAUGUAGUGGUUCCUUGUGGGGUAAUUUCUGCAUUGUCUCUGUUAGAGGAGUACUCCAGAUAACUAGUUGAAUAUUGAUGUGAAUCCAGAUGACGAGCGGUGGUAUGCACGUGUGGAAGAUAUUGUUACUGAAGUAUGUACCUUAAAGAGGUUGGAAACUCUUAAAUUUUAUUUUCCAAGGGUGGAACUUUUGAGGCACUUUCAGUGGAAUAGCCUAAAGCUGUCUCAUUUCAGAUUUACUGUUGGUCGUCAUGCUAAGCGCGUUAUGUCUCGAGUCCCAUGUGAUGUUGAGUUUGAGCUGGAACGAUGGGAGAAAUGUUUGAAAUACGUAAACGGUGUGGGUGUCCCUGGAGAUAUUAAGAAGGUACUCCAACAUGCAGUGGCAUUUUUCUUGGACACGCAUGCGACUGUUAAGAAGCUAUCCGAUUUUGGGCUUAGAAAUAUGAAGCAACUAAAAUGCUGUGUCAUGGGGGAAUGUAAUGAGGUCCAAGUGAUUGUAGAUGAAGCAGAUGCUGAUAAAGAAGAUGAUACCAGUAAAAUAGUAUCUGAUUCAUAUGGUGCUGAAAGAAUUGUUCUAGGAUCACUUGAAUACCUUCAUAUAUAUUAUAUGAAGAAUUAAAGGAGCAUAUGGGAAGGGUCAGUACAGAAGAAUUCGUUAUUUCCUCUCAAGUCCUUGACAGUGCGCACAUGUCCCCAGUUGACCACUAUUUUGACACAAGAGUUGCUUGAUAACCUAUGCAACUUAGAAGAGCUCAAAGUUGAAGACUGUCCCUCCAUCAAAAGCAUAGUAAGCUGUGAAAUCUCUGCUGAGCCUAAAACCUCAUAUUUUCUUCCAAAUUUGAAGAAGAUUUCACUUCAUUACAUGCCAGGAUUAGUUAGCAUCUCUAGUGGUUUAUACAUUGCUCCGAAGUUAGAAUGGUUGAGUUUUUAUAAUUGUCCAGAUCUUAAGAAUCCAUUAAUUGAUGAAAUAUCUAGUCAAGACUUGAAGAAGAUAAAGGGUGAGAGGAGUUGGUGGGAAGCAUUGGAGUGGAGCAACAGUUGUCCAAGUUAUUUGGAAGAAAUUUUUGUUCCAAUUGACAUACGGGAUUGCUGAGCACUUGAAAUAUUCCAUGGUCAAAAUUAGUGUGUGCAUUGCCUUAUGCAAAGCUCAUUGGUUCAAUGUCAUUGAUAGUAUCUAAUCUUAAGCUGAGGCAUCCAUGGACUGCAUUCUAUUUGCUCUGCUCAUAGCCUCAUACUCCUCUUGUAGCAGCUAUGGCGUUUAGAGCUUAGCUAUUUGUGAAAAAAUAUAUAGUGUGUUUUGGUUUCUGGUAAGCCCCAGACUAACAUAGUCCAUUGAAGUUUACGACUGUGAUACUUUUUUUUCCCUCCCCAUUUGAAGCCAGAAUUCUAUCUUGGUUGCAUAGCCAAAAUAAAAAUCAGUGUUUUUACUUUUUAUUCAAGUAACGACAAAUGAAUUAUCAAGAGUAUGCUUU